Molecule: messenger RNA, 1365 nt
Organism: Oryza brachyantha (malo sina)
Lineage: Eukaryota; Viridiplantae; Streptophyta; Magnoliopsida; Poales; Poaceae
Product: protein JASON-like
Exons: 8
Coding region: 28-1278 (416 amino acids)
Biological process (GO): male meiosis II
Source: RefSeq, a predicted model, not a curated record
UCAGCGGCGGGAAGGACGACGCCCCCGAUGUGCCGGUACGCGGCGACGAUCGCGAGGGCAGUGGUGGAGUUCCUCGACGCCGUCCUCGUCGGCUUCUUCCUCUCCUUCUUCGAUUCGCCCGCGCGCAAGGUUCCGCUCGGGGAGCUGCUGCUCUCAGAUGGUGAGCAAGGUUUUGGAGCAAGUAGAGGGUCUCAUGAGGAUCUGGGUGAGGAUUGCGGCAUUGCUGAGGAGCUUAUGUCUGAGGCAAAUUACCUCAAGUUAAUUGGCGCAAUACCUGAAACCCCAGCUGAACUUCAAAGCGCAUCAUGUCAAAUCAAUUUGGAACAUUACAUUGAGCAUGAUAGCUUUCUUACAAAUGCACCGGCAGUGGUGGAGGCAUCUCCAGCAUUUGAAGCUAAAUCAUUUGAAGGCUUGAAAUGUGAGGAGGAUCAUACUUUCAUACCUGAACUUAAAACUGAAGAUACUAAACAUCUACCAUUAGUGGAAUCAGUAUAUCAACCAGCUACCGGAGACAAGUCCCCAUUUGAGAACAUCAAAAGCAUGAACCUUGGUUCCGGUGAUUCACCUUUUCCUACUCCCCUAGUUCUCAGAGACGACAUGCAAACCCCUGGAACAGUUUGUACUUCACAUAAAGGGCCGUCAGGAAAGCCUGUGCGGACCCGCAAACAAUUCGUAUAUCCCAUUGUGAGACCCAUAGAGAACAAACUUCGGCAGAUGGAACUUACAGAAGAAUCCUCCAAGCCUUCCAAACGAAGAAACUUGAGCGCAGAUUCUAUCAAGAAGCCACAGCUGACCUCUUCAGAUUCAGUGGAAAAAGGAGAAUCGCCUGAUUCUUUACCUCUCCCAAAGUCUAAGUGUCAGCUCGGCAUCCAAAGGCAAUUGGGUGAUGAGAUACCAAAAUCCAUUUCAGAUGAAAAUCUUGAGGUAUGCAGUCUAUCAAACUGGCUUAAACCUUCAGCCGCAGGCAAUGAGAAUGAGGGUCCUGUUGAGUGUUCAGUGGGGAGUCGAUCGUAUGAUGAGAAAAAUCUUCUCGAGGGACACGUCUUUAUGGCUACUGAGUCUAAAUGGGACGAGGAGAAUCCUACUCCUAGGUUGUCCAAGCCAUUGGAUUUUCAUGGUAUUCCAAACACAACCAAAAAAUAUCAAGAGGAUCAAAAAAUCAAAUGGCACAGCACACCAUUCGAGGAAAGGCUAUUGAAGGUUUUAUCCGAAGAGGAGGUACCCCCUACAAGAAAGCUUGUUCGUGGAAGGUUGUUCUAUCCUGAGGAAAGAGUUUAAGCCUGAAGAGGGAACAAUUUGGCGAGAAUUGAGUUCAAAUGUGGAUGAGUCAGAUCAUCAACCUCUGAAGAUUAACCGGCACAUUAA